AAACUACCGCCCCUCACCGUUCGAAAUCUUUACCAGUCCGCCGCAGCUUGUCCUCACGGCUGGCGCAUCGCCACUCGCGCUGAGCGAUCGCGAUGGAGGGGAAAAACUGGUGUCGACAGUGCUGCACGACUGGUCCUUAUCCAAGAAAAAUACGUUGUUAGUGUAAAUUUGUAAUGCGCAGCAUGCAAAUUGAUUGCGCCUGUCAUGCUGGCCCUGCAUAGUAGGGUCCAUUCAAGGGCGUUUCACGUACUAUCUGCGCAUGACAGGUUUUUGCUGUCAUGCGAGACAUAUUUGUCAUGCUAGUCCUCCAAGAAAGUUACACGUACAAUCUUUUUUUCUUGGAUAGUCCUCCGUGAAGGGGCGUGAGGAUUUAAGUGGAACUUCCUCUGCUACUCCUUUCCAUGAUUCUGUCGUGCCGCUGACCUACGUGGCGAGAGGGCAAAAACUACACUUCGCCACGUUUCUGAACAUGUGCUAUGUGGGCGCAAAGGGGCCGGACAAGCCGGUCAAGAUAGCUGAGUGGGAGGCUUUUUUGCAACAGGCGCGGGCGGGGAAAUUGGCCGACAAGACGGUGCCGGGUGUAGAACAACAGCUAUUGGCGUUUAUCCGUGCGGCUUUUCUGCCGAUGACCUCGGUGGACUUGUUACCAACGCUAGACGACUUGAUCGCAAGUGAGAGUGAGUGUCAGAAAACUUGCUUGCAGUGGCUAAUCGCAGGAAUGGAGAAAGCUAUGGCGGCGAGUAACCCUGGGAGCGUUUCACCGCCCUGGACUUUCUUCACUGCAGCCCAUCACUACGACUACGAAAGCCGAACCAGGGUGGUUCCGUUUGUAUGGCGUUCUCAACAAACGUUACACUCUCAACUGUUAAAUGAAUUUGCAACGCAUCAAGACCGCAUCACAAUUUUGGCAUAGAUUUAGAUGCUGCUUAGCCCUUCGUCUUCGAGAAUUUGUCAAGCGAAGCAGCUUGAUCGUCUGGUGGCUAAUGGUCAUUUUGCAUGACAAGUCAUGUAGCUGUUGAAAGCGUAACGCCUGAGAGCCCCAUAAUUUGACGCAACUCUUAAGUCUGCGCGACUUCGUUUGCAGCUCGUGCGUAUCAAAUGCAAAAAUGUCUGGGUCUGGAAACUUGUGAUGCUGGUUGGCGUAUCGUGAGGAGGCCACAAGUGCUGGCUCAGCAUGACAAGUGUGUGAGCUUCUAGGUGUUGCCUACUCUGCAUGACAAACUGCGUUUCUGCAUGACAGAAAAAUGGCGCUCUUGGGUAACUAACGUGCAUGACAAAUUUGAGAGUCAUGCCAGACAAGCAUGACAAACAUGCACUCUUCCAGACCCAGACAUUUUUACAUUUGAUAGUGCGAGACCUGGGUCAGAUGACGAUCCUAUCGACUGCGAAUAUAGUGUCUGGGUCGGGGUGGAUGUCGAUCUAGUUGUAUUGUUUUUUGUAUAUAGGGUUUCUUCAUGGACUACUGUGUGCAACGCGAUGGAAGGUUUACGUAGCUAAAAUUAUGUCCAAAUUGCUGUAAGCAUCAACGAACGUUUUUUUCCGCUGCAAGAUGAGAGCGUGGGUUCUUACGGGUUCAUCGACGCCCGUUUGGUAUUCAGCUUUGAACCCUUACCGCGCACCAGACACUUAUAGCACCGCAUAGACCUUCGUAUCAACUGUAAAAAUGUCUGGGUCUGGAAGAUUUCCAGGUUUGUCAUGCAUAUUUCGCAUGGGCUAUGAUGCCUGUAAUGCACUACCUAGCAUGACAGAUUUUUUGCGGGUAUCUUGAUGCCGAUCCCGCAUGACAAAUGCCCUCUCCGCGGAGCAAAAACUGGACGCCUCUACUUGCUGUUCAUGCAAUACAGAUUUUUUUAGAUUCCAAAAAUAGCAUCACAAGUUGCAUUCCUCCAGACCCACACACUUUUGCAAUCUAUACGUCGUGCAAAGCUACGAAACCAAUCUUGAGAACGAUGGGCUGGUCCUUAUCACGUUUCGACGCAAACACCUGCCCCACGGUCAUUUGUCCCAGCAAAUGAACGUAAAUCGCCCGCCGCGCUUACCAUCGCCAUCGGUUGCAUUUGAUGUCUCUGCAUUGUACGCAAAUCACACAACACAUCACGCCCCGUCGACAUCGAGGGCAUACAGUUGCCAUACUAUCGAGGGCGGGUGUUUGGGGUUUUCAACGUGAUAUAGCCACGACUGGGCGAUGACGAUCGUGCGCUACUCAUGGCGGAGCCAUAUCCAUUGCAAAUGUUUUCUCAUGAUCUGGAAGGAUAGAUUCUUCCUCGCGAUACUCUUCUUACAACAAGCAAAACCUGCUCUGCCUCCAUUGAGGAGCAAAAUAAGCGAGUCUGUAUUUGCGUAUACAAAGAGCGCACUUGUUACCAUGCGGGAUAGACAACAUCAAGAGGCCGUCGCAAAAACUUCUGAUGCUGGGGCAGGCGAUCUCUCAGAAAAAGAAAUAGUGUGCACCUAUGCAGCAAAGUCGGCAUGACCCCAAAGAUAUCUGCGUCGUAGUUUCAAAGUCCAACCGAUGCUAUUUGCAGUGGAUAGGGUAACGGCUUACAGGCCAGCGAACGUUCGGAGAGGUUGGCUUAGAUUCCGCGACGCAAGUGGACGGCAGCUCCAGUUCUGGUAUGGCGUGCAAGGAGGGACACGCGGAUGGGGCACCGAGGAUCCCGCCUGGAGGCAUGCCAUCCACUUCGGGCUUCG
Molecule: messenger RNA, 2691 nt
Organism: Amoebophrya sp. A120
Lineage: Eukaryota; Dinophyceae; Syndiniales; Amoebophryaceae
Source: the annotation of a GenBank genome assembly